ACCUGAAUUUCUUUAACCAGUCCUCUGUAUUACUUACAUAUUUAAUUUUUUUUUUUUUGGAAUUGAUUAGUUAGAGGGGGCAUCAAUUUAGAAUUCCUUGACAAAAAGCAGUUGACCUCACUCAGUGAAAAUGCAAGGUGAAGCCCACGUCCUCAUAUCACAGAUGCAUGUGACCAGGUGGUGCUGCCUCCGUGCGCUUCUUCCUGUUCCUUCUCCAGAAUGUCAGAGGGACGUGCUCCCACAGGAGGCUUUUCCUCCAGGUAGUGUUAGGAGAUUUGUAGGCAGGUGAAUAUGGGAGUUGUAAGGAAGACCAAGUUUCUCAUCAUCCCAUUGUCUUUCUUCCUCCCCAUUGGAACCGUUGAGUAUUUCAUCUUCUUCCAGAAGCAGCAGGAAAUGAACAUGGCUCAGGGAUCCGUGUCAUUCGAAGACGUGACUGUGGAGUUCACCCAGGAGGAGUGGCCAUACCUGGGCCCCGCUCAGAGGGCCGUCUACAGAGAUGUGAUGCUGGAGAACUACAGCCACCUGGUCUCCGUAGGGUAUUGCAUUACCAAACCCCAAGUGAUCUUCAAGUUGGAGCAAGGCGAACAGCCCUGGUCCUUAGGGGAAGAAUUCCUAAACCAGAGGUACCCAGAAUAUUACAAAGUUGAUGUCCACGUUACAGAGAACCAGGAAAAACAAGAGAAAGCUCUGUGGCAAGUAAUAAUCAGUAACAACAAAACAUUGAGUAAAGAAGGGCAGAAAGUUAUAAGAAAACCAAUUAAUCUGGAUAUAACUCCAGAUUUUUCAAGAAAAAUGCCGUGUAAAUGUGACUCAUGUAGAACGAAUUUGUCAGUUGUUUCUGAAUUGAUUGUUAGUGGUAGAAACUGUUCAAGAAAAAAGACUGAUUACAUGAAUGUAUAUGAAAAGUUGCAGCUUGAUAUUAAACAUGAGAGAACUCUUAUUGGAGAGCAAUCUUACAAAUACAAUAAAAAUGUGAACGCUGUCAGUCGUAAAGAAUGUCAUCAGAAAUUUCAAAUUGUGGAACAGCCUUUUGAACGUAAUGAACUUGGAAAAGUUUUACAUGAUGAGACUGUUGUGUGUGUUACAGCUCAGAAUUGUCUAACAGGAGAGGAAUCCUGUCACGAUGAUGACUUUUGGAAAAACUGUGAUAAAGCAACUGUAUUUGACCCAAUGAGAGCUGGCACAACAGAGAAAUGCUGUGAUAUUAAUGAAUGUGGGAGAUCCUGUGACAAACCGUAUGAAUGUAAAGACUGCGGGAAAACUUUCUCCCAAAGGAUAACCCUGUGUAAACCCUAUGAAUGUAGUGAAUGUGGGAAAACUUUUACCCAAAAUUCACGUCUUGGAAGACAUCAAAGAAUUCACACAGGCGAGAAACCCUAUGAAUGUAGUGAAUGUGGGAAAACUUUUGCCCAAAAUUCAGGCCUUAGAACACAUCAGAGAAUUCGCACAGGGGAGAAACCCUAUGAAUGUAAUCUAUGUGGGAAAACUUUCUCCUGAAAGACACACCUAUACGUACAUCAGAGAAUUCACACAGGGGAGAAACCCUAUGAAUGUAAUGAAUGUGGGAAAACUUUUCCCCAAAAUUCAAGCCUUAGAAUACAUCAGAGAAUCCACACAGGGGAGAAACCUUACGGAUGUCUUGAAUGUCGGAAAACUUUUGAUAAUGAUUCAAUUUUCAGGGUACACCAGAGAAUUCACACAGGGGAGAAACCCUAUGAAUGUAAUGAAUGUGGGAAAACUUUUUCCCAAAAGACACACCUGUCUACACAUCAGAAAUAUCACACAGGGUAGAAACCUUACGGAUGUCGUGAAUGUGGGAAAACAUUUGCUGAUAAUUUAAUCCUCAUGGUAUACAAGAGGAUUCACACAGGGGAGAAACCCUAUGAAUAUAAUGAAUGUGGCAAAACUUUCUGCCUUAGAAUACAACAGAGAAUUCACACAGGAGAGAAACUUUAUGCACCUCAUGACUGUGGGAGAUAUUUUGCCCGUAAGAUACAACUCAGUACACAUCAAAGGAUUUAUACAGGUGAAAAACUUUAUGAAUGUACUGAAUGUGUUAAAACCACCUCUCAGAAGUCAUUUCUCAGUGGACACGAGAGAAUUCACAAAGGGGGAAAUACCUUAUGAAUGUAAUGUGGGAAAGCAAUUGUCUAUAAAGCAGCCCUCAUAAUCCAUCAAAGAAUUAACACAGGACAGAAACACUAUGAAUGUAAUGACUGUGGGGAAAGUUUCUCCCAAAGGACACACUGUGUGCUCAUCAGAGAAUUCACACGGGAGAACCCCUAUGAAUGAAUGAAU
This is a messenger RNA of Rhinolophus ferrumequinum (greater horseshoe bat), 2298 nucleotides long. Its product is annotated as zinc finger protein 658-like. Gene Ontology annotation, biological process: negative regulation of transcription by RNA polymerase II. The record is from RefSeq and is a predicted model, not a curated record. The transcript is spliced from 7 exons. Gene Ontology annotation, molecular function: DNA-binding transcription repressor activity, RNA polymerase II-specific. NCBI's taxonomy places the organism in Eukaryota, Metazoa, Chordata, Mammalia, Chiroptera, Rhinolophidae.